Bactrocera dorsalis (oriental fruit fly) is the source of this 2918-nucleotide messenger RNA. RefSeq names its product balbiani ring protein 3 (gene Pvf1). Gene Ontology annotation, molecular function: growth factor activity; growth factor receptor binding. The record is from RefSeq and is a predicted model, not a curated record. The transcript has 8 exons. Gene Ontology annotation, biological process: positive regulation of cell population proliferation; positive regulation of protein autophosphorylation. Gene Ontology annotation, cellular component: membrane. Bases 409 to 1386 code for a protein of 325 amino acids. NCBI's taxonomy places the organism in Eukaryota, Metazoa, Arthropoda, Insecta, Diptera, Tephritidae.
AACGAGUGAGCAUAUCAAUGUACAUGCGAGUAAACGAAGUAAAACAGCUGAGCAACAGCGUAGAGAAUUCGUAAAACAGUUUAAAACUAAACUGCCUUGAGGCCAAGUCCAACAGUUAUUAACGAAACUCUAAUGAGGAAAGUGCACGAUAGAAACGAGUCAAACAGGUUCAUUAGUUGAAAUAACGCUUGAUGUAAAUUGCUAAGUCCGACGUGUUUACCUGCCUGCUGUCUGUCUCAAACUCUUAAUCACAAUACUUAAGUGCCAAACUGUGAUAGAAACACAAUAAAAACACAAAGUUAGAAAGUAAAAACAAAAAGGCCAUAAAUAAUUAAAAACAUUAACACUUCAGAAUAUCGGAUUGAUAAUUAAAUUGAAAAGGCGUAGUGACAAAUAAACGCAACGAAAAUGUAUAUGAAACACGGGUGCACGUCGACGCCCUUACUGCUGUGGCUGACCGUCAUCACAUUCUCAGUGCUGUACAACAACAUUGCAUGCAUAGAAAUUCCAACACGUUUCCUAUACAAGCGCAGCGCUGAUGCGGAUAACACACCGGCGGCUGCCGAUGCAGGUGAGCGGGCGCGGACGGACGGCACAAGUGAUGAGAAUAUGUUAACCUUCUACAAAGAGCUGGCCAAUGUGACGGAUGUAGAGGACUUAAUAGAACGCUUCGUGGAUAAGGACAGCAUUGAUCCUCAGCUAGGCUUGCAAGACACCUUCAGACGCAGCGUGGAGCGCGCUAAUGUAGUACAAGCUAAGUCAGCUGCUUGCAUGCCCGAGAGCACCGUUGUGCCGCUCAUACCGCUGGAGUCCUCGAAUGAUCCAAAAAUCGACUAUUUUCCCAAGUGUACACGUGUGAAGCGCUGCGGCGGCUGCUGUGGCUCCCAACUGAUGUCGUGUCAACCUGCCGAGACGGAGACAAUCAACUUUGAGGUGAUUCCUUUUGAAGUGGUCGGCGGCAGAAAAAUGCGCCUUCGUGGCAAGGAUAUUGUCGUAGUUGAACAGCACACGAAAUGCAAAUGCGACUGUCGCAUUAAGGCGAAGGUAGGUAGUCGGGACUGCAAGCAAUAUCAGACAUACCGGCCGGACAAGUGCAGCUGUGAGUGUACAAAUGAGGAUGAUGAGUUGCAAUGUUCAAAGCAAGGACACAAAUACUGGGAUCAAACAGAAUGCCGUUGUGUCUGCCGCGACAGCCAGUCCUGUACGACCGGCACGAUAUUUGACGAUAGUCAAUGUGCCUGUAUCGAAAUCACUACGACAGACGAUGGCAGCAACGCUAAAAGUGCAACUUCUAAUUCACCGACACUGCUCGAUCGCCGGCGUUUCAUAGUCAAGGCCAUACCCGUUGAGGUGAAACCGGAUGACAGCACACGUUAUUCGGUCUAAAACCACAAAGAGAGAGGAAAACUAUGACAAUAAAGAAAAGAAAGAAAAAUGAAGAGGAAAUAAAUAAAGAAAUGAAAGGAAAUAAAGGAAGAAAAAUAGAAAUAGAGGAAAAAAAGCAAACAAAGAGAAGACAAAGAAGACGACAAAAAAAAGAAAAAAGAGUGGAUAAACAAAAACAAAAUUUGGCAGAAAGCAAUAAGUGCGAGGCAGUAGUAUGAAUUUAAUGUAUGUUUUAGUGUAAAUAAAAUAAAAAUAAUUUAAUUUUCAGUAUUCGUUAAUUGCAAGUUUUUUAGGCUUAAAAAAUACUAUACGCAUGUUUCUACCACCUACUUACAUUUGUUUUGUGCAUAUAUGUAUGUAUGUAAAUAUAAUUAGAUAUACAUUAUUGUGCAAGAUACAUAAGUAUAUACAACUGGUGACGUCACAAUUGUUCGAAACUUUAUUUUUGGAAGAAAUAUAAAUAAAUUAAUAUUUACUAAAUUUAAUAAUAUUACUAAAUACUUAAAGUUUAUUAAUUAAAAUUAUAAAUUUUUUAAAAUUAAUUUUCAAAAAUAUCUAAAAAUUUAAAUAUUUUCGAAUAUAUAAAUAAAAAAUAAAUAUAUUACAGUUAGAAGGCCGAAAAAAGCGAAUUUUCCGGAAUUUUUUUGAGAAAACUUUUAAAAUUAUUAAUCCAAAACACAAAUACACACAUUACGGUAUUUUUUAACUGUAUUUUAAGACUCAGUAUUAGUAAAAAUAAUUUUUUUUUUAAAGAACUACAGUCGAUCUUCGGAAGCUCCUCUCAAAAAAGACGUUUGCGGUGACCAAUAUAUCUAUGAACUGGAUUCUCUGAAAUAAAAAAAAGGGUUUCGUUAAAGUAAUGUUAAAUCUAAUAAAGUAAAUCAAGGGAAUAAGAAAAAUAAAAUUUUUUGACAAUGUGGCGGUUUCUCAAAAAAAAAAAUCGAUUUUUAACCAAAAUUUCGUCCAAAAAUUGUUUAUAAAAAAAUAAAAGAAAUAUUUAUCGGUGAGAAAAAAUCUUCAACCAAUUACUGAAAACUAUAUUUAAGAAGCUCGUGUUAAAAUUUGAGACUAAUAGAUUUAGUCGUUUUCGAGUAAUGUUGGUCACCGACUUUGAAAACACCAUUCAAGUUUGUUCUUGUACUUCCAAGCACACUGAAACACCUUUCGAAAAUAUUUACCGGAACGAUAUGAAAUUUUCUGUGUAUAUUAUUAAAUAUAUGUACAUAUAUUAAAAAAAAAAAUAAAAAAAAAAAAAAUUUUGAAAAUUCUAACUGUAUAUAAGCCAUUAAGCAGAAGAAACCGCCGUCUUGUGCAGUAAAAUAGUGUCAAAGCUGCAUAAGACCCUCCAAUAUGCUUCAGAAAUAGCUCAACGUAUUUCAUAUUCGGCAAAAAGCUAGUCUGAUGUCGAACAUGCGCUAAGCUAUCCACAAUUAAAAGCAUAAAUAUGAAUUCUUCACUAAAACCCAGUGUUAAGUUCUACCGCGCACUCCCUUUCUCUACAUACAAAGAAAAUUUUAUAUAAAAAAAUCAUU